GGUAUGCUCGCUGGCGAGCGUCGGUUCCUUCGAGGCAGAGCAGCUCUGCCCAGAACCUCGUGGGGGCGCACAGCUUCCUGUCUCAAGCUGCCCCCCGCGCCGCAGCCGGACCUGGCCCCGUCAGCCAACUGCAACCCUACAUGAACCGCGACGACGUAAUCGGCCGACAUUGGAAUAUCAGCUUUGCAGUCCAAACAGGCUCCUCAUUGGCGGCACACACCGGACGCCCACUUGCGGCAAGCAUCAUGGAAGGAUUUACGGGAGUAGGCGCCGUUAGACGCUAGGGCUGAAGAAUAAGGACAAAUAUAUCAGGUUGGCCUGAUCUCCCGGCUAAUAUACCGUUGUGCUUUCGGCGCAAUGCCUUUAUCCUUCCUCCUAGGCAUUCCUCAUCGAACGAACAGCACUAGCUACGCUAUGGAGCCUUUGAGCAUUGCAACCGCCGUGGCCGGUUUUGCUGACGCGGCUAUGCUCGUCGGAAAAGGCAUCCGGCUCCUGCGUACCAUCUCAAACGUCGAUUCCGACUUCCGCAGUCUCCUCAGCGAGCUCGAUGCCCUACAAAUCUUCGUUGACCAGGUUUCCCGAGUAAUCGAGGAGAUCUCGCAGCCCUCCAUGAAGGCUUCUGAGCCCUCCCUCGAGCACCUCGAAGCUGUCCUUUACCGUCUUGUGCAGACUACCAAGGAGCUCGAGUCGCUGGCAAAAGACCUGGUCUCUGGCGCGGAGGGACACCUCGGCCGGGAGGGAGGGACCAAGAUCUCAAAAGUCAAGUGGCUGAAGCACAGGUCUGCGACUACGGCGCUGCGCCAACGCUGCCGCAGCUCGCGCGAAGAUAUGAAUUCUCUCCUGGGCCCUGUAGGACUUUUGCUACAAAGUGCACGCCAUGCCCAGUUGACGCUCAGGGUCACUGAAGUCCAGGCCGCCAUCACACAGGUCAUCAACCAGGCAGCAAAGCGAGCAAUGAAAGAAGCGGUGACGCCUGCUAUCCAGCCCCGGACGACCGUGGCCGCAUCCGCCUGGGGGGCGAGUGAGAGUCACAGCAAUUCGGCGAGCUUCGAUGCAUUUGCGGUAGACGCCUCCGCCGCCAAAGGUUGUGGCUAUAGGUGCCGAUGCCGAUGCCACAUAACAUCGCGAAUCCAGACACCUUCCUGGCUGUGCUCGAUUGUGGGCGAAUACCUACUGCGGUACAAUGCAGUCCCCUUCUUCGACAAACGGCCGUGUGACUCGGCAAGUUGCCUUGCGGGCACGAAAAAGUUCAUUCGCCUACAUUUGCAUUUCCCUCCCUGGCUUCUGCGCAGCGCCAUCCAUGUUGCCCUGUUGUGGCAUGCCUUUGGCAGCCCAGGAGCUACAAUGUUUUUCGCCGUGUCCAGACCAAUAUCCUUCGGUCCAAUUUGGGCAGCAAUCCGUUUCAAUAACCUCAGUCGACUUCGUCAAGAGUUAUCCGCCGGCGAGAUCCUCCCGACCGAUAUCGACAGCACAACCGGUGAGGCAAUACUGGCACCGGUUUUGCGCGAGUGUCCCGACAAUCCUGCUGUCAUCAACAUCUUCAUCGAGUCCUGGAAGCAUCACCUGCCCAGGGUCGUCGGCAGAAAUGGACUGUCUGCCUCAGGCAUAGCCCAAACGAUGCUGUGGAAAACCCCUCAGCUUUCCGCCGAGGUGAGGCGAGCUUUAGAGCGCAUUGUUACCCUGGCCUCCAACCAUUCGCCGCCGCCUUCCUUGAUACGCGACGCAAUUCUUGGGAUUGGCCCUGUUGGUUUGGGCAAAGCUCUCGAGAUCGAGCCUCGCAACGUCAACGUCCUAGAUUGCUACGGACUGUCCCCGCUCCACUGGGUCGCGUACCGUAACGAUGUGGCAUCAGCUCGACUCUUGCUGGAAAACAAGGCGAAAGUGGAACUCAAGGACAUGCCGCUGGGGCGAACGGCGCUACACAUCUCGUGUCUCCUCGGCCUUUUCGACUUGGCACACAUGCUACUCUGCCAUGGCGCCGACCCAAAUUGCGAAGACUCGAUGCAGAUGAACCCCUUGCACUAUGCGAUGGAGUUUCCCGAUAUCGUCCGGCUCCUUCUGGAUUUUGGCGCGCUUCCAAACGGCUCCAGGAGGCUCGAAAGGGCCCCUCUGCACUACUUAUUCGGCCUUCGAACGGGUGCCAAGGCAGGGGAGGCCAUAACGACCAUCGCCGCCGCCGGUGGGGACACCAACCUUAAAUCCCCCCUCGGCGUUUCCACCCUUGACCUUGCCGCUGCGUGGGGGGAUAUUAAUGGCGUGGAAGCCCAUUUUCUGUGUGAUGCGCGGCCUGAUCUUUCGGGCCUGGGGUUGGAUCACCUAUCCCAGUGUGGGUGCUACUCCAUGAACCUGCAAGUCAUUGAAGCCCUCAGGGGAAUCGCUGGUCGUAUCCAAGUUGACAUUGACUGCCUGGGCAGUACGUCACUGGCUGAGCUGCUGCAAGGCAGGAUGCAGUCCCGGUGGCCGAUUGAGGUCCCCGAAAGAUUCCCCCGCUUCCUCAACCCACAGCAACGGACCUUCCCUCCUUUGACGUACAUGGCCGUCUACAAUCUCAACGCGCUGAUUGUGGAGAUUAGGGAAGCCAAUUGGUCAGCUGGCUUGUUUCUGGAGUCAAGGGGAAGGCUGCUGGCGGGUGGUUCACAUCAGAAACUCAAACGCUGGCUCGGGAAGCAGCUUCUGCGCAUGCAAUACGAGCCGAGCAAUGUGGAUCGAAUCUGGGAUGACCUCGACGCGGUUGGGUAUCCGUUAGGUCUUGGUAACCCAGUGACCGACUCCAAUACCAGCCUGCCCAGCAGCGGUGAGGAUACUGACCCCUGGGACGGAGAACAGUGGGCACAGGCGGGACUCAACGAGGGGUCUAUCUUUGGAUUCGACAGUUUGUUCGGAGAAGAUGAAAUCGGCAGCCCGGGCAUUCUUAUAGGCACCCCCGACGAGCCAGAAGGGGACGAAGACGAGUUUUUUGACGCCCUGUAAGAGUGUGCGAGUCUGCCAACCGCUCGCCCCAGCUAGUCUGUCUGAACCAUGAACCAGCAUACAGCUUAAGAGAAAUAAUAAUAAAAAAGGAAAUAAAAAAAUAGGGAUGACAGAGAGCUGUCACCAGCGCCGAG
Molecule: messenger RNA, 3104 nt
Organism: Gaeumannomyces tritici R3-111a-1
Lineage: Eukaryota; Fungi; Ascomycota; Sordariomycetes; Magnaporthales; Magnaporthaceae
Exons: 4
Coding region: 358-2970 (870 amino acids)
Molecular function (GO): protein binding
Source: RefSeq, a predicted model, not a curated record